CACGGCGUUCUCUCUCAGUGAGGCGGUCUCUACCCGACCAGAGGCUCUCCAGCUCGGGUUUUUCCUCGGCGAGCAACAGCGGCGGGUACCAGCUUGUGGCGGCAGAACCGGCUCCGAAAGGGAUACUAUGACGCGCCAGGGUUGAUUCCGAGCGCUCUUCCAACGGGACUUCCCAUUAGAGGUCCGUUCGAGUCGUCAUGGUGAGCCGAAUGAGCGCGCGGUGGAGCGGCCCGGCGUCCUGCGUGCGCCCGGCGAGGGUGGCGCACAAGCGGUUAGACGCGGACGAGCAACCGCCUGCCAAGCGCGCCCGGAGGUUGAGCACGGAGACUGGGGACGCUCAAGUGGGGCUCCUGGGCUCUUCACCGGGGUGCCCGGCCAGCCCGGCCGCCGUCCCGGGGUGGACCCAGCGGGGUCCCUCCAGAAUCGGCCCCUUCCUGCUGGUGCCGGCGUCCGAGCGGGAAGGCGUGCACUGCGGCGCCGUCAACACCGACACCGGCGACGAGCUCCUGUGCAAGGUGUUCAGCAUGGCGGAGUACCAGGACAAGAUGCGAGUGUACGGGGUGCUGCCCCCCCACAGGAACGUGUCGGGCGUCAGGGAGGUGAUCCUGGGCGAGCGUGAGGCCUACGUCUUCCUGGACAAGGACUUCGGGGACAUGCACUCGCUGGUGAAGAGCUGCCGGCGGCUGGACGAGGCGCAGGCGCGGACGCUCUUCCACCAGGUGGCGCUAGCCGUGGCUCACUGCCACCAGGCGGGCGUCGUGCUGGGCGACCUUAAACUGCGCAAGUUUGUGUUCGCCGACGAGAAGAGGACCCACGUGAGACUGGAGGGCGUGGAGGACUGCCGGGUCCUGGAGGACCCCAGAGACGACUCCAUGUCCGACACCCACGGAUGCCCCGCCUACGUCAGCCCGGAGAUCCUCAGCGGCUCGGUGCCUUACUCGGGCAAGAUGGCCGACAUGUGGAGCCUGGGCGUCAUGCUGUACACCAUGCUGGCCGGCCGCUACCCCUUCCACGACCCCGACCCGGCCGCCCUCUUCUCCAAAAUCCGCCGCGGCCAGUGUUGCCUGCCCGAGGGCCUGUCGCCCAAAGCGAGGUGCCUGGUGCAGAGCCUCCUCAGGAAGGAACCGUCGGAGAGACUCUCUGCGGUCGAGCUGCUAGCGCACCCGUGGUUCCGCCGUACGUCGUCAUCAGACGGCGAGGCGGCGCCAGGCGACAAGGAGGCCAGCUCGGCCGAGCAGACGGUGCCGUUGUUUGACGCGGGGGAGGACGACGACCUCCUCUGCUGACGGUCGGACCAAAAACUCCAACAUUUGUCACUUUUUCAAACCCACGGGUGUUCUCUUGUCCUCUUUUUUUUGUUUUGUACCUUCUUGUAACCUGAGGGCAUUUUUGUUGUAGUUUCUGGUGCUAAGACAACAAGCCUCACGCUUUGCUAGGCUAACACAUAUGCCGGUCGGAGUCAUCCACCAGACCCAGAAGGGCUUCAGAUGGUCUGACUCAGCCGAUGACUGGCGAGCAGGAAGACGACGCGCGAGCCGGGACCGGAGCUGUGAGACCGACCCAUGCGUCACACGGACAGGACAGUAGGGACUUCGAUCCCUGAAGAACCACUAGCUAGCUAGCUAGCAGGACCACGAUAGGAUGAGGUGCAACCGCUAAGAGUUCUUGUCUUUUGCUGCAAAGCUGAUAGGUGGGUGGGCGUUGGGU
This is a messenger RNA of Doryrhamphus excisus (bluestripe pipefish), 1707 nucleotides long. It is a transcript of the gene trib1, whose product is annotated as tribbles pseudokinase 1. Lineage: Eukaryota; Metazoa; Chordata; Actinopteri; Syngnathiformes; Syngnathidae. Gene Ontology annotation, biological process: regulation of MAP kinase activity; protein phosphorylation; positive regulation of proteasomal ubiquitin-dependent protein catabolic process. The record is from RefSeq and is a predicted model, not a curated record. Gene Ontology annotation, cellular component: nucleus. Gene Ontology annotation, molecular function: ATP binding; mitogen-activated protein kinase kinase binding; protein kinase activity.